AUGCCAGCCCGACAACAAAUAAAUCUUCAACUUAUGAAUCAGCCACAUGGCGGACAAGCAGCUACUACUUCUGGCUGGGUUGCCGUGACGCAUAGCACAUGGGGUCUGCAUGCGACAGUCUUAGCCGGUAUCGGUGCAGUAUCUGGUAUGGCUGUGUUCACUGCAGCAUUUCUUGUACCCAUAAUGCUCACUGACAGCAAAUAUACGCCAGCAAACAUCACAACUGCCACGAUAAAUACUACUACCCUGAGUGCCACUACUAUAACAGAUACUUCUGUCAGUAUCGCAAACGCUACAACAGCAGACAGUACCACCACAACAUCAUCGACGUCUACGAUAUCUGUUACAAAACAGUUGAAUGCGACGACAAGCACAAACACUGUAAGCACUGAAACAACGACUUCGUCAAUAACAACUGCAUCUACUACAACAACGGGUGCAUUAGUUAGUUCAAGUAUAAUCGCAAAUAAAACAACAAUCAGUGUAACAUCAAAUACGGAGACUGCAACUACCACUAGUGACACUACAAUCAUAACAUCGGUAAAGAAAAAGACGACCUACAAUAUUAAUAUCACGGAAGCAACAACGGCAUAUACUCCAAUCACCGAAAAAUCUACGUCUACUUAUGCAACAAUACCUGCAAUAUCAACCAUGGAUAUUACAAUUACCGUUACGGAAAUUCCAACUACCAGCACUGCUAAUACUGCAACUACCGCGACAUCAAUUACAACCACCAUGGAAACUGUCAAUACCAUCGUGGAACAAACAAUUACUCGUACAGAAGCUCCCACUUCUCCUAUUGAAACUACUACUAAAACAAUGGUAGCUGCCACGACUAUUGCGGCUACCAUUAUAACAAGCACUGACACUACAGCUGUUCUCACGGGAACCGCAAUUAGUGCCACGACCGCUAGUUUACCAUCAUUUUUGGACCUCCAACCUGAUACUAUUUAUGGUGUUUGGAAUACAUUUGCUGGUGGAAUCAGUACACUAGCAACAGAAAGUAGUUCUGGAGCCGGAACCUAUCUUAUUGGGCAAUCUCCAGAUAAACUAUUUGAUGGUAAUCUUAAUACAAAAUAUGGUAGUCGAGGUAAUACAAUUUCUGGAACCAGCACAGUUGCUGGUCUCAAUACUGGUUUUUAUAUGACUGUUGCUCAAUGUCAACCAGUACUCAUAGGAUUUCGAUUUGGUAAUGCGUACAAUUUGUCAGAGCGCGAACCGCUUAAGCUUACGAUCGAAGGAACUAACUGUGCUAAUCUAACGACUUGUGCAAAUUGGACUUUAAUUUACAAUGGAUCAACAGGUCUUGAUAUACAAGCAAGUAGUUUAGAAUAUGGCCAGUAUCAGUCAAUAUCGAACAGUGAUAUUUACAAGAGCUAUCGCUUUCUUAUUACAGCUAAGCGAAAUUCAAGUAACAUUGUUUCUUAUAGUGAAGUACAACUCUUUGGUUAUUCAACUCAGUCGUCAUCAAGUCAAAACGGAACAUCCAAUUCAACGUCUUUGCUUGUCAUACAAUCUGGAUCUGUACAAUCUCUAUGGAAUACGGUUGCAGGCGGAGCUAGUACAAUUGCUACAGAAAGUUCAUCAGGUGUUGGAACAUAUGUUCUCAAUCAGUCUCCUGAUAAUUUAUUCGAUAAUAAAACUAGUACUAAAUACAUGAGUCGAGGUAAUUCAAGUAAUGGAACCAAUGCAUAUGCUGGCCUCGACACCGGAUUCUACGUUACGAUUGCACAAUGUCAACCAACCCUUGUUAAAUUUCGUUUCGCUACUGCCGCCAAUACAUCUUCAUCUAGUCGUGAUCCAACUGAGGUUACAGUAGAAGGAACUAACUGUGAUACUUUGGUGAAUUGUGCUACUUGGGCAAGUAUCUACGUUGGUCCAACAGGUUUAGAAAGUAUUGUAGAUCGUUCUACCUAUGGACCGUUCCAAAAUAUAUCAUCACCUCAAAUUUUUACAAGUUAUCGCUUUCUUGUCACUGCUAAAAGAAGUAGAAGUGACACUGUUGCCUACAGCGAAGUAGAACUCUAUGGCUAUUAG
Molecule: messenger RNA, 2037 nt
Organism: Rotaria sp. Silwood2
Lineage: Eukaryota; Metazoa; Rotifera; Eurotatoria; Philodinida; Philodinidae
Source: the annotation of a GenBank genome assembly